Messenger RNA from Tremella mesenterica DSM 1558, 669 nucleotides. RefSeq lists its product as uncharacterized. Lineage: Eukaryota; Fungi; Basidiomycota; Tremellomycetes; Tremellales; Tremellaceae. The transcript has 6 exons. The coding region runs from base 1 to 669 and encodes 222 amino acids. The record is from RefSeq and is a predicted model, not a curated record.
AUGAGUGAGAGUAGUGGUUCGAGGUGUUUGCUAAGAGCAGAUUUGGUCUCGCCCAAAGAGUACUAUACCAUGGGAUAUGCAUGGGUGCACGUCGCAAAGGCGAAAGGAAGGAUAGAUGAGCUAGGGCCUCGGCGUAAGGGGGGGAAAGGGGGGAGAGAUGCAAAGUUGCCCAAACGUGUCAAAGGGGAAAUCCAUCAAAAUUUUGAUCGCAACUUUGAAAAAGUGAUCGACGAUCGACGAGGAGAAAAAGGUACCAUGUUCGUAGAUCACCUUAGCACUGUUCCAGAACUUGACAACGCCUUCAAACAGGGCGUAAACUUUCCCAACAAUACGAAGAAACUUUACGACCUUGUUGAUCCACUGCAGUAUGUAGCUAUCAACUAUAAUCCUAUAAUCUCCGUCUUUUAUGCCAAGGAAUGGGAUUCAACAUCGACCAGUCGCCGAUGGAUCAUCUUUGGAUCGACCCGUCUUAUUCCGACUUUGCUCCAUUUUCAUCUUCUCGUCCCGACUCGUCUCGCAAGAUCUUCCAGAUCUUCUGGAUCUACCGACACUAUCUUUCAUUCCCCACUCGCUACGUUGGGUCCAACUAUCAUGCGAACCAUCGUUCGUCCAGGUACGGUACGAUCUUCGUAUGAACCUUCAUCUCUUCCCUAUCCCCGUCAAAGUUGA